Molecule: messenger RNA, 2583 nt
Organism: Eremothecium gossypii ATCC 10895
Lineage: Eukaryota; Fungi; Ascomycota; Saccharomycetes; Saccharomycetales; Saccharomycetaceae
Gene: NAN1
Product: Nan1p
Exons: 1
Coding region: 1-2583 (860 amino acids)
Biological process (GO): positive regulation of rRNA processing; positive regulation of transcription by RNA polymerase I
Cellular component (GO): nucleolus
Molecular function (GO): protein binding; RNA binding
Source: RefSeq, marked provisional
AUGGUCAGCAAUACUGUUCACCCUAAGUACAAGCUCUCAGUUGUUUCGGGGGGGAGACCGCAGAUUCCUAGGGUCAGCAACCGCUCCAGUUCGCAGAAGACGGUGACCAGGCUGACGCAUGACAGGGAGAACUACAUCAUACCGUUCAACAACCAGCUGAAGAUAUAUGCGAUCGAGACGCGACAGUGCGUGAAGACAGUGAAGUACGGGAACAGCGCUGUGCUGGGCGAAGUGUUCGGGCGGGACGAUGGGACAUCGGUGGUGCACAUCGCGCUGGGCGACGCGUCCGGGGAGGCGGAGCACGACGACGACAAGCUGACGCUGUUCUCGAGCCGGGGGCACGCGGUGGUGGUGAACUACCGGGGCAAGCUGGUGGACGAGCCCAAGCAGUGGACGCUCGGUGUCAGCGACGGCGAGGCGGUGCUGAAGGUCUUCGAGAACGCGCAGGGUGCGGUGUGCAGGGUCCUGACGAUCGCCGAGGCCUCUUCGGGGACACACACAUACAGGCUAUAUGCCUACCAGUCCGGCCAGCUGGAGCAGCUGCGGGUGUUUGAGGAGGUGCUGCUUUCCACGUGGUCGAGCAACGAUGCACACCUGGCUGUGCUUGUGCGGGACUCCGAGGGAAAGAAACGGCUGGUGGUCGAGCCUCUUACGGAGGAGGGUGCGCAGCACUCGCUGCCGCUGCCUGUAUCGAACUUGGCUGCUUCGUCGAAUGCCAGUUUUGUGACGUCGAUGGCUCUCGACAACGCAGGCCAGCAGGUUGCCGUGGGCUUUGCCUCGGGCGUGAUAACCUUGAUAAACGUCUCUGACGGUAGCUCGAGACUGCUGAAGUGGCAUAUCGACGCCGUAUUGGCCAUGUCUUUCAGUGUGGAUGAUACGUAUCUAAUAUCGGGGGGCUGGGAAAAGGUGGUGAGUUUCUGGCAGCUAUCUACCAACCUCCAGCAGUUCUUGCCACGUCUGAAUGGUGUAAUUUUGGACUGUUGCGCUCUAGAUGAGAAGUACUUCUCCUUGGCGCUCCAGAUGACAGAGAACACAUCUAAUACGGACUACCAGUUUCUGAUUUUGAGCUUUACAGAUCUUAACUCCAGGCUGGCAAUCAACGGUCCUCUUCCCGUUUUCCACUCUGCGGUGAGCGAUGUCGUCCAGCCACUGUCUGCGCUAAGCACGAAGACCUCUAUUUCGAGCUCCAAGAUCCACAGCUCCAAAAAGAAGCAUUUGAGGAAGCUUCUAAAGAGCAAAAGACAAGAUUUUACUUGCUCGUUCUCUGUUAAUCCCUUGACAAAGCAUCUCUAUUUCCCACACAACUCGGCAGUUCAAAUUUACGACUUCUACAAAAACGAACAGGUCUCUUACCAAUAUAUAUCCUCUGGUAUCAACAAUGCUAUGGGUAAGGUCAGGGAUGAGCUGAACCUACAGGAUCCGGUGGUACAUAGGGUUCAGUUCACCAGGGAUGGCCUGUGGAUGGUGACCUACGAGGUUGAAUCGCAGCCCGAGGGCUUGCUGUCGUCUAAAGAUGUGCACCACAUUCUAAAGUUUUGGAGCUGUGAAUCCGAUGGAGAAUGGCAACUAAAGACUAAAAUAAUAAAUCCGCAUGGGAUGAGUGUCCCAGUCACAGACAUUGUGGUCGCCCCAUUUACCGUCAAUGACUCUCAAGGAUGCAUAACAGCUGAUAACAACGGCGGCCUGAAGUACUGGUGCUUCGACAAGAAGGAGAACAACUGGUGCCUGCUAAAAAUGUUACUCCCGAACUUUAACCAUUUCAGUAACAACGUUGCGGUCGCCUGGUCACGCGAUGGCUCACUUCUAUUCCACGCUUUUGACGAUAAAGUCUCUAUCAUCGAUUUUAAUCUAUUCAAGGUCUUUGAAAGCGCCGGUAGCAGAGGAUUAUCAACGAUUUCGUUAGACGCUCCUAUACAAUAUUUGAGCUUUGUUAACGACGUAACGCUCAUCGUCGUAACAAAAAUAACGUUGCAGUUUUUCAAUCUUCUGACCGGGCAAUACAAAGGCAGCUUUGACGUUUACCCGUACGUCAACGGCACCUACAAGCCAGGCCACCUUCAUAGGUUGGUAUCAUGCGAUGAAAAAACAGGCAGGGUAGCAUUUGUUGUGAAUCAACAGGAGAAGGAUUCAAACGGAAAUCCCACAUCAUCUUACCGCUCGCGCGUUUUGAUUUUCAAUCCAGACCUUUCAGAAAGGCUAGGUACUUUUGAACACGACGAGUACAUCUCCUGCAUUUCUUGGAACAACGAUACCGAUUUCAUUUUCAUUGACACAAAUUGCAAGCUGGGAAUCGUUAGCACGACGACUAGCUCCGAAAUGAUGGAGGAGGUGAACGUGGACAGCGGGUUCGAUGCUUUAUCAGCUUCUUCGACGGAUUUCGAGAAACAAUUGCGCGAUCUGUCCAAGCACACUGAAAAUACCCCAUCUCCUGAUGAGAAUGAAGCCGACCUCAAGCUGGAAUUUAUUAAUGGCCAGCAGAUUAACAGGCUCAUCAAUAUGAACAGCUUCACAAGCAUGUUUGAAAACAUUGAUAACAUUAAACUAGAUACCUUAUUUGAUCGUGUUAUGAAGGUUAUAUCAUAG